This is a messenger RNA of Mytilus californianus (California mussel), 2413 nucleotides long. RefSeq lists its product as uncharacterized. Gene Ontology annotation, molecular function: zinc ion binding; nucleic acid binding. The transcript is spliced from 2 exons. The coding region runs from base 563 to 2413 and encodes 616 amino acids. The record is from RefSeq and is a predicted model, not a curated record. Lineage: Eukaryota; Metazoa; Mollusca; Bivalvia; Mytilida; Mytilidae.
CAAGAAUUAUUGAAAUUCAAGGUGUAUUUUUCCAUAUAAAAUAUUGAACACCAAGAAUUAUUGAAAUUCAAGGUGUAUUUUUCCAUAUAAAUUAUUGAACACCAAGAGUUAUUGAAAUUCAAGGUGUAUUUUUUCCUUAUAAAUUAUUGAGCACCAAGAGUUAUUGAAAUUCAAGGUGUAUUUUUUCCUUAUAAAUUAUUGAGCACCAAGAGUUAUUGAAAUUCAAGGUGUAUUUUUCCAUAUAAAAUAUUGAACACCAAGAGUUAUUGAAAUUCAAGGUGUAUUUUUCCAUAUAAAUUAUUGAGCACCAAGAGUUAUUGAAAUUCAAGGUGUACUUUUUCCUUAUAAAUUAUUGAGCACCAAGAGUUAUUGAAAUUCAAGGUGUAUUUUUUCCUUAUAAACUAUUGAGCACCAAGAGUUAUUGAAAUUCAAGGUGUAUUUUUUCCUUAUAAAUAAUUGAACACUAAGAGUUACUGAAACACAAAGUGUAUUUUUCUAAAAAUAUUUUAAUAACAUUAAAGGUAACUGAAAUUAAGUAUUAAUUAAGUCUGGUAUAUUAAAUAUGAAUUUAAGACACAGACAAUUAACACUUCCUAUGUUUUUAAACAAUAGAGGGGGAGGGUCCCCAAGAGCUCCCUUAUAUAGUGUUAAGUCCAAUUUUUCGGACUUAACAAGAGAAAAUGAGACACAAUUUGUUUCAAAUAGUGGGUUAUCAAAUAUGCCAAGUUUACAUGGUUCUUCAAGUCAACUUACCUUGCCUGCUUUAACCAGUAAUAAUUCAUUAAAUGAACCGGGGGUGUCAAUGAUAAGAGACAGUGCACAGAGCAUUAAUGUUCCUGUACAGAGUGCACUGAGCACAAACGUACAACAUCAGAGUGCACCAAGCACAUAUAUUCAAACUCAAGGUGCACCUAGCACAUGUAUUUCAUCCCAAAGUGCAUUGAGCACUGGUCAUUAUACCCAAAGUGCACUGAGCACUGGUCAUUAUACCCAAAGUGCACUGAGUACUGGUCCUUAUACCCAAAGUGCACUGAGCACCGGUCCAUAUACCCAAAGUGCACUGAGCACUGGUUCAUAUACCCAAAGUGCAACAAGCACAUUUGUUCAAAACAGUAGCGCUUCAAACACUUAUGCAAAAGUACAAGGUGUACCAAGCACAUGGUCCUUUUCCACGGGAGGAAUAAGCACAUCUUAUGCAUCUAAUCCAUUUCAUGAUCAGACAAAGACAGCUAAUAUACCACAAAUUACAUCAUUCAGUGACACCAGUUUCAACAGACCAAUCAGCCAUAAUAACGGUGAUGACCAACAAGAAGUAUUUAAAUUGAGAGAAAAAAUAAGGGAAAUUGAAAAUGAAAGAGAUUAUUACAGACAGCAGAAUAACCAACCAGAUAAUAUAAGACAGCAAAAUUUUCAAUCAGAGAAUACAGGACAGCAACAUUUUCAACCAAAUUAUACUAGUCAGCAAAACAACCAAAUGAGAUACCGAACAGACUCCACAUCUAGCAUGCAAGAUAGUUAUCACUCAAAACUACCAUUCUACAAUGGAAGAAGUGACUGGAGUACAUUUCAGAUGCAAUUUGAAAUAAUUGCUGAAAGAAAUAAUUGGGAUCCAAGACGUCAAGCUGAGGAAAUAUUACUGGUGCUUAAAGAUGAAGCUGCAAAAUUUGCAUCAGAGCUACCGUAUGACACAAGGAGCUCGUUUCGACUUUUAUCCAAAGAUAUGGAAAGAAGAUUUGGAGAUAACAACCUGCCUGAAACCUACAGAAAAGAGUUGCAAUUUACAAGAAAAAAUUACAAGGAGUCAAUAAAUGAAUAUGCUGCUCGCAUUCAGACAAUGGUCAGGAAGGCAUAUCCAGGCAUGGAUAAUCAACUAUUCAACGAUAUAUCAAUUGAACACAUGUUAAAUGGAUUAAAUGAUCAAAGUAUUGCCUAUGAUGUAUUGACAAAAAGACCUAAAACUAUGGAGGAAACAAUCAAUCUUGUAGCAUGGCAUACUACAUGCAAAAAUGGAUUGAGAAGCAAAACUCAAAUAAGGCAAAUUGAAAUUGAAGAAGAAGAAACGUCUUUUGAUGCUGAUCAGUCUGAUGACAUAGAAGUGAGACGAGUUGGAGGUAAACGAUUUGUUACAGAGGAGCGUCUUAAUCAGUUUGGUAGAGAGAUGAAAGAAAGUAUCACGACUGAAGUAACCAAGUCUAUUGAGAACAUAAUGAACACAAGGCUACCAACAUCAAAUACAUACCAGCCUAAGAAGAAUUUUAACAGCCAAAAUUCAAGAUGGAAUAACAAGGACAAAAAUCAAAAGCAAAACAAUACAAGAUGCUAUGCAUGUAAUGAAGAAGGACAUUAUGCAAGGUCAUGUCCUAACCAGAAACAGACACAAGGACAGGUUUCAGACGGAAAUCCGUUAAACUAA